GAUAGCUAGACGCUGCAGAAGUCGAUGCAUGCGCACCCAACGUAUCUAUGUGAAUGGGGACUGGGGAGGAUGCUAUGAGAGAAGAGCCGGGGUCGCGUGUGAUUCAAUGCAUUUCAGUGGCGUUUAUGCCAAUACUUAUCGCGUCUGCUCUAGUUAACUUCAGACAAGUUUGCCAUGCAGAUCGAUAAUUCCAACCGAGACCCACCACACACACCCACAGAAACGCAAAUAUGUUCACUCUCCAAAUCAAACCUGAAUUACUCGCGACGGGUGGCCGCAUGGUUGAGUUCUCCACUUGUCAGUGUAGUUCAAAUAAUAUGUAGGCGCCUGGGUAAAUUGGAGAUGAUAUCCUUCUGGUUGCUCUGUUGGAGACUGCUGAGAGCCACAGCUGGAGUGAAGACGAUAAAGGGGAAUGAAGUGAUUGAGGGCUGCAGUGCUUGCGACACUCCACAAGAGAAAGAAAAAGAACAAGAAUCCCACUCUGGGGCCAUAGCCAUGGAGACCAGCCAGCUUUCAGAGUUGGCGAACCUAACAGACUAUAAAAUGGAUUCUGGGGAAACAGAGGACCAGAGACGCCUGCUUAGCGAAAGCGAGGAAGAAUGUGACCGAGAACCUUUCGCAGAAUACAGAGGAACAAAAGAGAACAUAAAACCGUCAGAGGAUGAACCAGACGAAGAUGAUGAAAGUGGUGAGGUGAACAGAGAGGAGGAGACUCACAACUUUGAGACAGGGCAAAAUGACUUCAGUCUAACAGAGUUACUCAACUCCUCAAGUAUAUUUGGUAGUGAACCCAUUUGUAAGGUGGAAGACCUGCUUGCACAAGGUCACCUGGGCAACUCUUCUCCAUCAGAAGUGACGGUGACACAAGAGUCCAUCUUGGAGCAGCGCAUCCGAGAGGAGGUCUCCUCAGACGUCUCAACAGGGUCCUGUCACGACCUUGACCGAGAUGACCUGAGUGACUGUCUCCAGGUAGAAAUGGCCAUCUUGUCAUCAGAUAGCGAGGCUGACGACCAGUGGAGGUCCACUUUUGCCUCUACAGUCAACAAGGAGGAAGGUUGUGAUGGAAAUGCUCAAGAGGCCCUCGAGGAGGACAGAGCCGCAGGAGAGGCAGAGAAGGGGGCCAAGGGUGAAACUGGAGAUAGUACUCACAUUCUUGAACAACCUGAUUGCCCAACAGAAUGUGAGAUCCAAGACCAAGUUAUGUCCUCUGGCAAGUUCCAGGGCUUAUCCAAAAUUCCAGAGGAUGAAGAAGAGGUCAGCCAAGGCAGGACUCGCAAAGUGAGUCGUUCUACAUCUGCAAGCUCUUCUGCAAACUCUGACCCCGACAAGAAGGUUCCUCAAGACUACUGUGUGAUACAAGAAAUGAAGAGCAAGAACAUUAGUACAGAGCAUGUGGACUUCCAGGGGGCUCGGAAGCAGUGGCGCCAAAUGGAGGAGCAGACCCAAGGAGAGGUCCAGGUCCACCAGCCCACUGUCAGACAGCAGGGGAUGUGCCAGGGAGGUCACAGCGCCAUGUACACACCUGUCAGGAACAUUGACCGACCCAGGAGGGACCCCGAAAUUGACAGCCUUGCCCUUGGUGACUUUCAACACACUCAGUUCAGCCCAUGUUCAGAAGACUCAGGUCUGGAUGACUUCAGCUACAGGUCCCUUUACGAGGACUCAGACAACCCUGUCGAAAGAGAGAUACGACAGACCAUAGAGCGUGAGGAGAACUUCAGGCGUGAGAGAGAGAUUGCCAAACAGGGUCAAGCUGGAGAAUCAUCUGCACAUUCCAAAACCCGACCAACUACUCUCUACCCCGGCAAGUAUGGCAAAGGUCUUUGCCAUGAGGUGGAAGAGAAACGGAAGAUGUUUGAGUCUAGUGAUCCCGGAUGCAGGCCUUUGAGGUCUCCCAACGCAAAGACCCCAACCGUCUCCAUAUCCACCUCCCCAUCGCCCACACCAAGGGGUGCAACCUAUCAUGAGAUGACCGCCCAAAAUGUUAUCAUCCUGGAUCCGGACUCCUACCCCACCAGCCCGAGGCACCGCACCCGGGGAUCCUUGCUAUGUCCGGGGCCCAGCAGGUACAGUGAGUGGCCCUUGGAGACGUCAGCCAAUGUCAUCAUUUUGGAGACGUCCAACCUGAUUAUCCGGAGUGCCUCCGAGUUCUGCCUGAGCUCGGCCUCCUGCCAGGAGACCCAGGAGAGCACAUUUGUCAACAACCCCUUCUUCAAGCUGCGCUCGCGGAGCUCCAUGUCCCUGGUGGACCAGGAGAUUAAGAUGGUGAAGCAGAGGGAAGAGGAGUGGAGGAGGCAGAAGAGCCAGAUGCAGACCAGGGAGAAGUACGACACCGUCCUGGUGUCCCCCAACCUCCUUGAUAACCUGAGCUUUGAUAAAGCAGAAGUGCCACUGAAAUGUGUAUCUUCCCCUUCAUCACCAUCAAGGACUCGAAAGCUGGACCGCUCCACCCUGUCAUGUGACCAUAGGUUUUACAGGUGAAACUCUUUCCCCCAGUUCCCAGAAUCACUAUCCCCAGGACCAAGGAAAAAGAAUGCCAUGGCUCAGAGAUGGGAGGCAGGACUGUGUGUCAACCAUGAACAAGAGUGAAGAACAUCAAACCAGAAUAAUACCGUUCCAUACUACAGAUGCCAAUGUCCUGAAAUUUUCUAGAUGUUUUCCAGUUCUGCUAUUGACACAGCUUGAAUAUAUAUUUACCGGUACUGUAGCUUUAAAAGUUGUGAAACAAAAAUAUGUAAAUGAAAUUGUAAGAGAUGCCACAUUUUAAAACGAACAUAGAUGGACUACCAGAUGCUUUUUGAAUGUGAUGAGUACGUUAUAUUGUCCGGUUAAGAUUUACAUUUUUUUUAAGUACUGUGUUGGUUAUACAAAAAAUAUAUUUAUUGCAUUUUUGUAUUGUAUUUUCUUCUAAACAGACUUUAAAUUAAAAUGCUAUAUGAGAAAUGUGGCAUUAAAGCUGUAGACUUCCAAAAAAAACAAAACCGAUCGCUGGUAAAUGUAUAUUAUGACUACCUGCAUAAUUAACUUAAUUCAAAGUGUUUAAUGAUAGCCACUUAUAGGAUCUUCGAAGCUUGACCCGUCAUUCCCAUUUUGAGAUGCCUUUUCAAUUAUUACUUCAAAAAAUCCUUCACAAUGUGAUAUUGGGUUGCAGUUGGUCUAGUAUUACUUGCUAGACUAGGACAAUACUCAGAGCGGAAAACUUUAAAUGGCAUUCUUUAUUAUUUUAAGUGUUAUGUUGUUUCAUGUAGAAUUUGUUAUUCUCAAUUGAAAAUGCUGCACCAAAAUAAAGUUGGAUUGACAUUAA
Salmo salar (Atlantic salmon) is the source of this 3304-nucleotide messenger RNA. The record is from RefSeq and is a predicted model, not a curated record. NCBI's taxonomy places the organism in Eukaryota, Metazoa, Chordata, Actinopteri, Salmoniformes, Salmonidae.